AUGCCCAGCUAUGCAAAGUUUAUGAAGGAUAUGGUGACAAAGAAGAGAUCGGUGAGUUUGGAGGAUGAUGAAAGAAUGCAACAUUGUAGUGCUAUUUCUAAAAAGUCUCUUGUGCAUAAGAAGGAAGAACCUGGAGCUUUUCAUAUUUCAUAUACUAUAGGGUUGCUACACUUUGCUAAGUCACUAUGUGAUCUUGGUGCGAGCAUAAAUCUUAUGCCUCUAUCCAUUUAUAAGAAGUUAGAAUUGGGUGACACAAAGCCUUCUACGAUGUGGUUACUGAUGGUUGAUCAAACUGUGAAGAGGGACAUUGGUAUACUCCAUGAUGUGUUUGUGAAAGGGGAAUAA
Molecule: messenger RNA, 345 nt
Organism: Solanum lycopersicum (tomato)
Lineage: Eukaryota; Viridiplantae; Streptophyta; Magnoliopsida; Solanales; Solanaceae
Source: RefSeq, a predicted model, not a curated record